Messenger RNA from Brugia malayi, 360 nucleotides. RefSeq lists its product as uncharacterized. The transcript is spliced from 3 exons. The coding region runs from base 1 to 360 and encodes 119 amino acids. Lineage: Eukaryota; Metazoa; Nematoda; Chromadorea; Rhabditida; Onchocercidae. The record is from RefSeq and is a predicted model, not a curated record.
AUGAAAACGGAAUGCGCUGCAGAUGGACCGAUAAAGACGGAUGACUUACAUCAUUUGAGAGAGGGCGACAUUUUCGUAGAUUCCGAAAGCGGUCAGAAGUUCCGAGUGCGGAAAACUGCUUUACCACAGCAGUCUAUCGGAGGACCACAUGGAGUUGGAGAUCCGAAUGACCGAUCGUUACGUCGACUGGAAGCAGAUAUUUUAAUACCGAAUCGCAUGAAUGAACAGGUACAAAAAGUUGAAUGUCGCGAGUCACUUGAAGAUCUGGUGCAAUGCAUAAAAAAAGAAGGCAGUUUUAUUGGUAUGAGAAAAUGCCGGAAAGAGCUAGAGCGCUACGAAACAUGUCAACUUGCGAAUUAA